AGAAGCCCGGCCAUGGCGGACGGCGGGUGUCCGCCGGAAAAGGAGCAUCUGAUCGAUUACGUGUGCUCUGAGACAGGAACGACUCGCGACACAGCAAUCUUCUACCUCCAAGCUUACGCAUGGGAAGCAGGGAGCGCCAUCGCUGCAUUGCUUGAGGACAACCCAUCGCCGAUUUUCCACCGACUCCCUGCAGAUUUUUCUUCGGCUUUGCCUCCGUCUCCUCCGCCGCUCAGGACGGAAACGGCGGAGGCUGAAAAUCAACCGGGAACUGUGCAGGAUCCAGUCGGUUUCUUCUGUGAAUGCACAGGACAGUGUCGAGAAGCAGCACUCUUCUACCUCGAAGGUUUCAAGUGGAAUUUCGAAGAAGCCAUCAAUGGCUUCCACAGCAAUAUUCUUCCGCCGCUCGGCGACUCCAUUUCUCAGAAUCUUCCGACGGAUGAAGCAAUGGCCAUUGAUACAAACCCUAGCUCUGAGCCUCCUCCCUCUCCGCCUCCGCCGUCGAAGCGACUGCGAUCUCCGUCAUCCCCUCCGGAGGAUAGUUCUUUUACGUUUCCUAAACUGGAGCAUUAUAGUUUAUUGGAAGAGCAAGAACAAGUCCUUGGUGAUUCAUUUGCCAGUGACAUAUCAAAGGUUGUGAGUGCCAUGAGAAGCAAUAUCGAAGCGCUCGGUUCCAUGGCAACUACUGUAAACAUGUCCCAUAAGAAGGUGAGUGCCAUGAAAAACAAUAUCGAAGCGCUCGGUUCCAUGGCAACUACUGUAAACAUGUCCCAUAAGAAGGUAAGCCCUAUUCGCUCUAACCUGUUUCCAGUCAGAUUCAAUAUCUGUCUCGGCUUAAAACGUUGCCCGGAAGAAUUGCAGGACGAGGAACUGGAUGAACAAACUUCAAUCAUGGAGGAGGUAUCUUCUGCUCCCACCCCUGAAUCAACCUUUGAUAUCGAACUUGCUGACGGAAUCAAGUUUAUCGCGAAAUUCAAUCCACGAGAUAGGAUCAGAGAUGUUCGUGACUACGUUGAUUCAAUGAGGCCUGGUGAGCCAAAAGACUACAAGUUGCUGACAAAGAGCUCUCCUCGGAGAGAGCUUACCGAUAUGGAUCAGACCAUCGAAGAGGCUGGCAUCAAUGACUCGGGUCUAAUUCAGGAGUAUCAUCGUGAUAGUUCUACUCCGACCACUGGGGACCAACCCUUCUCGGCAGGAGCAGACUCACCAGUCAUUGGUCUAGUAGAGGAUCCGAGCAGACGGGCUGUUGCACUUGUGAUUCAUCUACGGGACGGGAGCGAGUUGGAGCUGUCAUUUACCUACGACAAAACCAUCAGAGACAUCCAUGAACGUGUCGAUAAAAUCAGACCUUAUGAUGGAAAAGCCUACCAUUUUCUGGAUUCUGAAGCGAGGGAGCUUAGAGACAUGGAUCAGACCAUAGAGGCGGCUAAGUUGGAUGAGCCCAGACUAGUGCAGAUGGAUGACUAUUAGCUUAACUCUCUUGUACAGUGAGACAACAAAGAACAUUUAUUGGAAACAAUACAGAAUGAGAU
Tarenaya hassleriana is the source of this 1529-nucleotide messenger RNA. RefSeq names its product plant UBX domain-containing protein 5-like. The transcript has 4 exons. The coding region runs from base 13 to 1467 and encodes 484 amino acids. Gene Ontology annotation, biological process: proteasome-mediated ubiquitin-dependent protein catabolic process; autophagosome assembly; Golgi organization. The record is from RefSeq and is a predicted model, not a curated record. Gene Ontology annotation, cellular component: cytosol; nucleus. Gene Ontology annotation, molecular function: ubiquitin binding. NCBI's taxonomy places the organism in Eukaryota, Viridiplantae, Streptophyta, Magnoliopsida, Brassicales, Cleomaceae.